AUGACCCAUAAUCAGGGUCUCAACACUACAUGGGAGGAUGCAAAUCUUUUCGGCUCCUCAAGGUUGCAGGAAAGCCCUUUGACCCACCAGAACAUAACCUAUGUGGAUUUCUACCUCCACAAGCCCUCUGUGGCUGCAGUCUUCACUGUCUCCUAUUUGCUCAUCUUCCUGGUGUGUAUGGUGGGCAACGGAGUGGUGUGUUUCAUUGUGCUGCGCAGCAAGAACAUGUGCACGGUCACCAACAUUUUCCUUCUCAACCUUGCCAUCAGUGACCUUCUGGUUGGCAUCUUCUGCAUGCCAACCACCCUGGUGGACAACAUUAUAACAGGGUGGCCAUUUGGAAGUGUAGUGUGUAAGUUAAGUGGUAUGGUUCAAGGGAUAUCUGUGUCGGCAUCAGUGUUCACUCUUGUGGCAAUAGCUGUUGACAGGUUCCGCUGCAUUGUCUACCCCUUCAAGCAGAGGAUGACCAUUGCCACCUCAAAACUGAUCAUUGCCAUUAUAUGGAUCCUGGCCGUCUCAAUCAUGUGUCCCUCUGGGGUCAUGCUGCAGGUUACCAAGGAGCAGAGGGUCCGAAUAGUCCUGCGUUCCGACAAUCUCACCCGGCCCUUCUACUGGUGCAGAGAAAAUUGGCCUAAUCAGAAGAUGCGGAAAAUAUACACAACUGUCCUUUUUGCAAACAUCUAUCUAGCGCCUCUCAGCCUUAUCGCCAUCAUGUAUGUCCGCAUCGGCUUCACUCUCUUCAAGACCACAAUGCCGCCAUUGACAGGCAGUAGGAGUGGGACAGGAGACGGCAGCAGUCACAAGGGUGGGACCCGAAGCAUGGAGAAUCGUCACUCCAUUUCUAGGAAGAAGAAGAGGGUAAUAAUGAUGCUGCUGGUCGUGGCUCUGCUCUUCAUCCUGUCCUGGCUUCCUCUGUGGUCCCUGAUGAUGCUGUGCGACUAUGCUAGCCUGACAGAGCACCAGUACCGCGUCAUUAACAUUUAUGUGUAUCCGUUAGCUCACUGGCUGGCCUUCUUCAACAGCAGCGUCAAUCCCAUCAUCUACGGGUUCUUCAACGAGAACUUCCGAAGAGGCUUUCAGGCGGCAUUCAAGUUCCAGCUAUGCUCUACAGUAAUUGAGCGCCAGAGGACCUAUUCCCAUCGGAUCCAGGGGAACGCUGUGCUCCCAGCCAACAUCCAGCUUCCUGCCCUCAAUGGAUCAGGCUUGGGACGUAGAUCAGAAGUAGUGGUGAAUGGGAAAUGCUCAUGCCAGGAUGGCGCGUGCUUGACUGGUAGAAACGAUAUCAAGGACAUGGACCUGAUUGUGGAGGGCCUGGAAAAGGUGUCCCAGAUUUAG
This is a messenger RNA of Myripristis murdjan (pinecone soldierfish), 1335 nucleotides long. RefSeq names its product neuropeptide FF receptor 2-like. Lineage: Eukaryota; Metazoa; Chordata; Actinopteri; Holocentriformes; Holocentridae. Gene Ontology annotation, cellular component: plasma membrane. The transcript has 3 exons. The coding region runs from base 1 to 1335 and encodes 444 amino acids. The record is from RefSeq and is a predicted model, not a curated record. Gene Ontology annotation, molecular function: neuropeptide receptor activity; peptide binding; opioid receptor binding. Gene Ontology annotation, biological process: regulation of MAPK cascade; regulation of adenylate cyclase activity; cellular response to hormone stimulus.